AUGCCGUCUUUGGCUACCCCUUCCCAGAAGGGGAGGGGGAAAAAGAAGGGUGGCAAGAAGCCUGGAAAGAUUGUGCCCGACCCGGAUGCGGCGUAUCUUCAGCAGCUGGAUGAGACACUAUACAUCCCCAAGAUGGUGCGCCAGAAAGUCCUUGAUACCUAUGGGAAGGCAGCUGAUAGAGCGAUCAUAGCCAAUACCGUUGACGCCUCGUCGUCGCAGCUGGAUGCCCACCGCGAAAGGCCAAUUUCUUUUAUCAAAGUACCAAGUAUCUUUCGGUCUCUGGGUCUUUGCUUGACUGAUGACCAGUUUGAUCAAAUAACGGCAAUGAUUGCGCAGAAUUCUCAACACGUGUCAGAGGAAAGCAGCCCGGGCAACCAGAUGCAGCAGAUGGAGCGGCCCGGGACAUUUGCCGACCGUGAAAAGCUGCGCACUCUCUUGGUGGAGUUGCUCCACACCCACGUAUUGGCAUACGACCCUCAAGUGCUCGCCUGCCCCCAUCCCAGAUUCCCAGAUCGUGUCUCCUCGGUGGUAUACAGGCCUACAGAAGGGGACAUUCGCUCCUGUUUUGAUAACAUCUGGGAAGUGACUGGGAAGCAGAUGGUUAUGACUGAGGACGGGAGCAAUACCCGGUGCGUUGCCGUGGAGCAGCUGGAGGAACUUUUGGCAAGAGGGCAAACUGAGGAGGUUGGGACGAAAGCUCUGACGGAAAAAGAGUUGCAGGACUUCUACUUUCUUGUCAAGGAUGUAAACAAUGAUGUGGUGAGGGAAGACGCUUUUUUGAACUGCUUCAUUCAUGUAGAAUAG
Messenger RNA from Leishmania mexicana MHOM/GT/2001/U1103, 804 nucleotides. RefSeq lists its product as hypothetical. The coding region runs from base 1 to 804 and encodes 267 amino acids. The record is from RefSeq and is a predicted model, not a curated record. Lineage: Eukaryota; Euglenozoa; Kinetoplastea; Trypanosomatida; Trypanosomatidae. The transcript has a single exon.